Messenger RNA from Felis catus (domestic cat), 1376 nucleotides. RefSeq names its product mitochondrial ribosomal protein L48 (gene MRPL48). Lineage: Eukaryota; Metazoa; Chordata; Mammalia; Carnivora; Felidae. Gene Ontology annotation, cellular component: mitochondrial ribosome. The coding region runs from base 1 to 1155 and encodes 384 amino acids. The transcript has 12 exons. The record is from RefSeq and is a predicted model, not a curated record.
AUGGCUGCCCCUGUGGAAGUGGGCGAGGGAGCGGCCCACCUAUCUCGGGCCUCAGAGGGGCGGGCCCCGGAAACCAAAGGGCUUCAACGGACCAGUGGGGAGAGACAAGGGGCCGGAACUAGCGAGGGCGUCGGCUGCAGGGCAUAUACAUUUGGUAUCUGGUGCAAGGUACAGAAGGAGGGGAGGAGGAUGGCCUCUCAGGUGUCCACGUAUCCUAGUGGCCCUGUGCUGGCCGAGCUUUGUGCACCAGGGUUAGGUAAUCCCUUCUCACUGGGCCUAGCCCUGCACAAGCAGAAAAUUCCUGCUACCGGAACCAAGGUGCUGCAGGGAUUGAAUGUGUCUCGGUCGGAUAUUGUUACUGGACCCAGGCGAGGUGUUCCGUCAGUGUUUCCAGACGCCGGGAGAUCGCUACAGCUUGGGUGGGUCUUCAGCUUGCACAACUACCGGCCGCAGCAGCAAAGGAUGAACGGCGCUCUAGGAAAGGUGCUGUGUCCAAGGAAUGAUACCAUUUUUAAGCAAGUCUUUUCUCUCUUAAGAUUCAGAACUUCAGGAGAAAAUCCCAUCUGUUCUGCAGAUAAAUUCCUGGAAUUGAAAUUGCUGAGUCAAUGGAUUGUGAUUAAAAUUUUUGGUGGCAUUCUGUUGAGCACCAGUCGGCACUACAAGACAAAGCCUACCCAUGGCAUUGGAAGAUAUAAGCACCUAGUUAAAGCCCAGGAGCCCAAGAAGAAGAGAGGAAAAGUGGAAGUGAGACCCAUUAAUUUGGGAACAGAUUAUGAAUAUGGGGUUUUAAACAUUCACCUGACUGCAUACGACAUGGCCCUGGCAGAGAGUUAUGCCCAAUAUGUUCACAACCUCUGCAACCAUCUAUCCAUUAAAGUUGAGGAAAGUUAUGCGAUGCCCACCAAAACCAUGGAGGUAUUGCGGCUGCAAGACCAAGGCAGCAAAACGUUCUUGGACUCAGUUCUUACCACCCAUGAGCGAGUGGUUCAGAUCAGCGGUUUGAGUGCUACAUUUGCAGAGAUUUUCUUGGAAAUAAUCCAAAGCAAUCUUCCUGAAGGAGUCAGAUUGUCAGUGAAGGAGCACACUGAAGAAGACUUCAAAGGAAGGUUCAAAGCUCGGCCAGAACUAGAAGAACUGUUGGCUAAGUUGAACUAGCUCAUUGCAAACCCUUUCAAGCCAGGACUGGUGAUAUUGAGUGCCAAGGGGAAGAGCUUCCUGGGUGGUCAAAAUUAAGAGGAUCCUUUAGAUAUUGUAACUUCCCAUCCCCAUUAGCCAGGAAUGCCUCCUCUCUUAUAUGGAGGAGUGUUGCCGAUUACCACUUUCCUUUGAGCCAACCUAAGACAUCCUUCAUCUAAUAAAAAUCUGCAGCUGGUGGA